Thelazia callipaeda (thelaziosis nematode) is the source of this 285-nucleotide messenger RNA. The record is from the annotation of a GenBank genome assembly. NCBI's taxonomy places the organism in Eukaryota, Metazoa, Nematoda, Chromadorea, Rhabditida, Thelaziidae.
AUGGUGGGAAAUAACAGUGCGAGCAGUUGCGACAACAAUUGUAAUGGUAUCGACAGCCAACCACGCCAGAACGAUGCAAGUGGUAGCAGCACGAGAGAACAUUCCAGCAGACCAGUAGGUCAGUUAUUUAAUGGCUGGAAACAAGUCGCUGAAAGAACUUCCACAUCACAGCCGACUUCCAAGAAGCGAAUAGAAGUAACAGACCACAACGAUAAUGCUUAUGCAAUCCCUUGUUGCAGUACUUCUAAACAACGAAGGAAACUUCGAAACAAAGGAAGAAAGUGA